Messenger RNA from Fusarium graminearum PH-1, 1110 nucleotides. RefSeq lists its product as uncharacterized. The transcript is spliced from 3 exons. Gene Ontology annotation, molecular function: ubiquitin protein ligase binding; protein-macromolecule adaptor activity. The record is from RefSeq and is a predicted model, not a curated record. Bases 1 to 1110 code for a protein of 369 amino acids. Gene Ontology annotation, cellular component: cytoplasm; cytosol; plasma membrane. Gene Ontology annotation, biological process: ubiquitin-dependent endocytosis. NCBI's taxonomy places the organism in Eukaryota, Fungi, Ascomycota, Sordariomycetes, Hypocreales, Nectriaceae.
AUGGCGGAUCCUGGUGUGGCACAUAACACCAGCAUUUUCAAGCACAAGUGGCCUCCACUAAUAGGAGCCAGCGGUAAAAGUCUCACCUUGCCUGCUGGUAACUACGAAUGGCCGUUUGAAUUUUUGAUGCCAGGCGAUACUUCAGAGAGUCUUGAUGGUCUCUCGGAUGUGUCCAUCACUUAUGCACUCAGAGCCACUAUCAAUAGGGGAAAGCUCGUUCGGCAUACUUCCUGCUGCAAGAAGCUUAGAAUUAUCCGCACAUUGGCCCCGACCGCCCUCGAGUUCAUGCACAAUGUGAGUGUUGAGCAGACAUGGACCAACAAGGUAGACUAUUCGGUGUCUAUACCAAGUAAAGCUGUCGCAUUCGGCAGCUCUGUGGUUUUGGAAAUACGGAUUACUCCCUUAGUCAAAGGCGUCGAACUGGACCGAAUACGAGUUAAGUUGGUGGAAUUUCACGAGUUCAGCAUGCACAGCAGGCACUACAUCUACACGCGAGGACACAAGAGCCAGCGCGAGGUUUCCCACUGGAAUUUCGAAGUCUCCAGAGAACAGCACUGGCAAGACGUCAUUGAAGAAACGAACCAAGAAGGUUGGGUCAUCAAACAAACAUUAGAUUUGCCCAAAGCUCUGGCCGAAUGUUGCCAGGAUAUUGAUGCUCAAGGAAUCAAGAUUUACCACAAACUCAAGAUACACAUUCCUAUUGGCAACCAGGACGGGCAUGUCUCGCAUGGCAAUGUGGUUGACCGUUCUACCGGCACACUAGCCCAAACAGCCGCGACGGUUAGUCCACCUUUGUAUGGCCAGCAUGUCCUUGAUCAGCUUUGCGGUACACUCCAAGAUUGGCAGACAACUGGAGGCAGUAUCCUCCCAGUGUCCUCAGAAGCGGGCGGCACUCAAACAACGGCCAGACUCUCCCCAAACGGUGCUAGCGACGAGCAGCAUGGCCAAAUUGGCUCCUCUUCGCGGAGUUCAUCCGAAGCUGCUACCACCGACUCGGACGAGUUUCCGGAGCUCAGUAGAUUACCAACAUAUCGUACUGCUCUCGGUGCCCCUUUGAUAUGGCACAACCAGCCUCCUGGCUACCAAGCUGAUGACCAAGGAGAUAGUUGA